Molecule: messenger RNA, 1437 nt
Organism: Branchiostoma belcheri (Belcher's lancelet)
Lineage: Eukaryota; Metazoa; Chordata; Leptocardii; Amphioxiformes; Branchiostomatidae
Product: degenerin deg-1-like
Exons: 9
Coding region: 1-1437 (478 amino acids)
Biological process (GO): sodium ion transmembrane transport
Cellular component (GO): membrane
Molecular function (GO): ligand-gated sodium channel activity
Source: RefSeq, a predicted model, not a curated record
AUGGAAAGCAAAGCCGCAAGCGAGACCCCAGCGGGACUCUGGUCCAGUUACCGCGAGGAGACCACCGCCCACGGCCUCCCGAAGACGGUGACGGCGAAGUCGCGCUUUCGCCGUGCCGUGUGGGGCAUCAUCUUCCUGGCGUCGUUCGUGUACUUCCUGUACAACUUCAGUCUCAUGCUACAGCGAUAUUUCUCCUACCCGGUUACCACUUCCAUCGACAUCAAGUUUGCGUCCCUGCCGUUUCCGGCGGUCACUGUUUGCAACGUGAAUCCGGUGCGAGCUUCGAAACUUCCCAAAGUCUUAAGGGAAUACUUGGGUCUGGAGCCGGAAAACGUCUCCCCGUCAAUCGGCCCGGAUCAUGCACAUGUCCGGGAGAAAAGGGAGGAUGGCUUGCCUACCCCUGCACCAACUGAUGAGCUGGGAACUACGUCUCAGUCUAACUCUUCCAGUGAGGAUGACUACUACUACGUCUACGAAUACGAGUAUGAUUAUUACGACUAUGACGAAGGUUUUGAAGUGGAGCAGAACUUCACCAUAAUGCUCGCCCAUAAAAACCACACUCAGCGCAAAGAGCUCGGUCAUCAGAAGAAGGAUUUUAUCCAGAAGUGCACCUAUAACGGGAGGCCAUGUUCUCGGAAGAAUUUCGUCCAAUUUCUGGACGAAAAGUAUGGAAACUGUUUCACCUUCAAUGGGGGAAUGACGAAAAACGGAUCCAGGAUUCCUAUACGGAAUGUCACCCAACCUGGGCCACUACACGGUCUACAAGUGCUUUUGUACGUGGAGCAGGAUGAGUACGUGCCCGUUCUAACGGAGACAUCAGGGGUCCGCGUUCUCAUCAACACCCAGGCCGAGCGGCCCUUCCCGGCACAGGCGGGGUUUUCGGUCGCUCCUGGCUUCAGCUCUUCCGUAGGGCUUAAACUGACAGAAAUCGAGCGACUGGGUGGGAAUUACGGGACCUGCACGGACGGUACCGGGAAGAGUUACGACCUGUACGGCAGCAGGCACGCCUACAGCCCGGUACUGUGUCAGAAGACCUGCUACCAGCGCGCCGUCGUGCGGGGCUGUCUGUGCGCGGACGCCGGGCUGCCCAUUCCGGAAGGGACCGCGGAACAAUUUAUCGAAGACCUAAAGAAGAAUGACAACCCCAAGAUUCAGAAGAUGACAGGGACAGACGCGAGAUUGAAUUUUGUGGAGCUCACCAUCUACUUCGAGGGUCUGCAUUACGACAAGAUUUCGCAAAGCCCGGCAUAUGAGGUAAUAAACCUCCUUGGCGACAUCGGUGGCCAACUGGGGCUGUGGAUGGGGGUUUCCGUGAUGACGGUUCUCGAAUUUUUCGAGUUCAUCGUGGACCUCCUAUCAUGGCCUCUCCAAAAGCAAAAGGGAGACAAGAAGGACGACAUUGAACUGGGCCCUGCGGAUUCCACGGUAAAGACCUGA